AUGGGGAAACAACGGGUCUCGUACUUUUACCACCCAACCUGUCCACUUUUCUACUAUGGGCCGUCACAUCCGAUGAAACCACAUCGCCUAAAGCUAGCGCAUCAUUUGAUAUUGGCGUAUCACUUGUAUCCAAAAAUGGACUGCUAUAGAUGUCAUCCGGCAUCGGCCAGUGAAAUGGCAGCCUUCCACUCGGAAGAGUACGUCAAUUUCUUGGCCAAAAUCUCACCCGACAAUUUACGACAAUAUUCUGGUGUGCUACAAAAGUUCAAUGCUGGUGAUACCACUGAUUGUCCUGUAUUUGAUGGGCUGUAUGAGUUCACCCAAUUGUAUACCGGAGCAAGCAUAGAUGGAGCGAUCCAGUUAAACCAGCAACAAGCGGACAUUUGCAUCAACUGGAGCGGCGGACUGCAUCAUGCAAAGAAAUCAGAAGCGUCUGGUUUCUGUUAUAUCAACGAUAUUGUGCUAGCGAUUUUGGAGCUCCUGAAGGUUCAUGCUCGAGUGCUGUAUAUUGACAUUGAUGUCCACCAUGGGGAUGGAGUUGAAGAAGCCUUUUAUACCACAGAUCGAGUAAUGACCUUUAGUUUGCACAAGUAUGGUGACUUCUUUCCUGGAACUGGCCACCUUCAGGAUAUGGGUGCAAGAGAAGGAGUUGGUUACUCUGUGAAUGCACCGCUACAAACCGGAAUUACUGAUGAAACGUAUUUGGAAGAGCUAUUCAUCCCGGUGAUGGACAAAAUAAUCGAAGUUUUCAACCCGGGUGCUAUUGUAUUGCAAUGUGGUGCAGACUCCUUGACUGGAGAUCGUCUCGGAUGUUUUAAUCUUACAACCAAAGGUCAUGCCCAAGCCGUUCGUCACGUUCAAUCAUACAAUCGGCCAACUUUGGUUUUGGGGGGAGGGGGGUACACGAUUCGAAACGUUGCUAGGUGCUGGGCGUACGAAACUGCAGUUUUGCUAGGAGAGGACAUUGAUAAUCAAAUUCCUUUCAAUGAUUAUUAUGAAUACUAUGCGCCGGACUACGAGCUGCAUCUUAAGCCUGAUCCAAACAUGGAGAAUGCUAAUGAUUCUCUCGGCAAUAUACGAACGGAACUUUUGCAACAAUUGUGUGACUUACAAGGAGCCCCCUCGGUCCAAAUGCAAGAAGUUCCGCCACCGUUUCGGACAGUAGAUGACGAAGAAGGGUCAGAGACGACAGCAGUCAGCAAAAAGCAAAGUUCUGCUGAGCUAUACGAUAAUGUAGACUAG
Molecule: messenger RNA, 1242 nt
Organism: Cylindrotheca closterium
Lineage: Eukaryota; Bacillariophyta; Bacillariophyceae; Bacillariales; Bacillariaceae
Source: the annotation of a GenBank genome assembly